Syngnathoides biaculeatus (alligator pipefish) is the source of this 375-nucleotide messenger RNA. RefSeq names its product natriuretic peptide A-like (gene nppal). The record is from RefSeq and is a predicted model, not a curated record. Gene Ontology annotation, cellular component: extracellular region. The transcript is spliced from 2 exons. Bases 1 to 375 code for a protein of 124 amino acids. Gene Ontology annotation, molecular function: hormone activity; hormone receptor binding. NCBI's taxonomy places the organism in Eukaryota, Metazoa, Chordata, Actinopteri, Syngnathiformes, Syngnathidae.
AUGAAGCUCACUUUGUCACUUUGCUGCAUUAAUCUGCUUUUAGUCCUUGAUUAUGUCUGGGGAAAACCAGUAUCUGAUAUACAGAGUUUGAAGCAGAUUUUGUCCGAGAUGCCUGAACGCUCUUCAGAGGAGACGCAAGACAGCGGCGGCAACGCCGAGAAGUCAAAGCGCAGCGCUUCAGGGGGGCGCCCGUGGGGGUCCUCCGACCCCGGCAACUCGGCACUGGAGGCGAAAGCGGACGUCCUCGCCGUUCUCUUCAAAGACCUCUUCCGGACGUCGAAGCGUUCCUGGGGCCGCUUCAAGAAAGGCCGGCUGAGGAGCUGCUUCGGGGUCCGUUUGGAUCGGAUCGGGUCGUUCAGCGGAUUGGGAUGUUGA